UGUCAUUGGAUUUUCCUAUAAAUAAUCACCUUUCAUUACAUAUGUAUUGCGUGUUUAGUGUGUCAGAGCGUAUGCGAGACAAUUUAACGUUGUCUUACGUGGAAAUGUCAUUUUUUAGAAAUACCUGAGCGCAAUCAACAGAAUGACAAGUUCGAUCGCAGAGUCGAAAGAGUCACUGUCCGCGAACAAUAAAGGAUACUUGGCUCCAAGGAUGUCGAUAUCCUACGAGGAGAUGGCCACGAAGCUUCUCAACGAGAAGCUUCUCUUGACAGCUCUGGAAUUGCACGCUGAAUUAUGCGAAGCUGGCAAGGAGCUGCCUAUUCUUAGAGAGUUCUUUUCAAAUCCAAACAAUUUCGAGAACUCCAACAUCAAACCAGAACCAUAUACCCCGAUGCCCAGAUCUUCUAGUCAGGCGACUUUGGAUUCUCUGGACAUGACGCGAUAUUCGGAGGAUGGAGCUGGCGUUGAUGAAAGAGUUGCUAUUCUGGAAUUUGAGUUACGCAAGGCCAGAGAAAAUAUUUCUGCGCUGCGUGCUAAUCUAACUGUAGUAACAGAAUUGGAAGGUACACUGAAGACACCGGACAAGAGCUCUGAAAAGAAUCCCACCAUCGGACUGCCCAUAAAGCCACAUGAACAGCGAGCACUGAAUUUUCUCAUCAAUGAAUAUUUGCUGGCGAGAUCUUACAAGCUUACUUCGAUUACUUACAGUGACGAGUGUGAAGAUCAAGACUUUGAGGAUUGGCAAGAUGUUGGAUUAGAUAUACCAAAACCUGCAGAAUUAUUACAGAUAUAUCGGGAGUUUAUGAGAGCCAAUGGAUAUGACAAACCCUCGUCUGUCAGUGUUGCCAUACAAACGGACUUUGUUUUCGAAGAAGUGGAAGCGCAAAAGGAUGAAUCUCAGGAAAUGGUAGAACAGAUUGAAAGGUUACAGCAACAAAUUACAGUGUUGGAACAAGAGAAAACUGCUCUCCAAGACAUUAUUUCAUCACACAAGGAAAAUGUUAUAGAAAAUCCAGUCAAAUCAGGUAGUUGUGGAACUAUCCGUACCAUCAAUUCCAGCUCGACAACUCCUGACAAGUUUGAACUGCUUGAAUCAUUACCAAGGGACAUGUCAAUCACCACUCAGGAACCGGAAGAAGAUGAUAGCGCUUCUGCAGUAGUUAGCCUAGACGAGACAGAUCCAGGAGACAAAGAGUGGACUAGGCUGCAAUUACCUAGAGUAAAUGUUACGGAGAAAUCCUCCGUCUUACCAGCCGCAUCCUCCAGGGAUUUGCCGACAAAGUUCAAAGUAGAAAUAGCAACGCAUUGCUUGGCGAACGUUUCGGGAUCAACAAUAUCUUCGAUGGAGGAGUCAUUGAAACGCGGAGUCACGCGAGAUACAUUAGUCGAGAUUUUGACGUAUAUUUUGCCACGUGUAGUACCCAACAUCAUCCUUAACAAGCGCGAAGAGAUUAUUCCUUUGAUUCUCAGUGCGAUUCAUCUGCAUUCCAAUUCCAGCGAGAGAGAGAAAUUGCUACAGCUGUUGUUCAAUUUGAAAAAGAGGCCGCAGGAGGACGAGCGGCAAAUGAUAUUGGCUGGUUUAGUCGUAAUGGCAAAACUUGCGGAAGAGCCAUUGGAAGGUGAAGAAAUCCUAACAAUCUGUUGGGAGCAGAGCCAACACAAGUAUCCAGAGAGAAGACUAUUAGCUGUUGAAUGUUGCUCUGUGCUGGCAUCCUAUACAUCGGCUUCCAUCAGGAACUCGCUGAUGCUAUCGAUGCUGCAACAGAUGUUAUUGGAAGAUAAGGAUCCUGUUGUUCGAACUAGUGUUGUGAGAAGUCUAGCACUGCUUAUAGCUUUAAUGGAUGAUCCUGACAAAUAUUUCCAGUGCGAGGAACUGGCGUUAACUGCACUUAAUGACACUUCGUCGACGGUCGUCGAAACGGCAUCCUCAGUAUUGUUACCAGUUCUGGCACAAUGGGCGUUAUCUUUGAAGAGGCUGCAUCUGAAUUUGCUGCCGCGCGUAAUCUCGAAAGUGAAGAAUCAGUUGAAGCCGACGCAUUCCCACACUUCGCCGAACAAGGACUACGUCGACGAGGAGAAAUUGGUGCCGUCGAUCGCUAUCCUACAAUAUAUUCUGCCCUAUACAGUUUUAUGCGUCGCCGAUUCCGACGAGGUACGAGCCUGCGUCGAGGACGGAACGUCGCCGGAUUUGUCCGAGGAAUUUCUGGACUUGUGUCACUCCAAUAUCAUCGAUCCGAGGAUAUUCUACGAGGGUCCGGUAGACAUCGGCGUUCUUCUCAAUACUUUCUUCUCCAGAUCCUGGGAGGAUGCAUCCUGGCCAGAAUUAGAAUGGUUUACGAAAAAACUAGUGUUUGAUGUCUUGGAAAUGGUGAAGUGUGCGGAUGCAGCGCAUGAAAACGUUUUGAAGGCACUUCUUAUGUACAUUCACUCAUUAUGCGUGGGCUUUGGCAAAUAUAUCACACGAUCCAGGAUACAGACAGUAUUUUCCCCGGAAGUAACAGAACUCGAGAAACAAUUGACAACACUAUCGACAGACAGGAAGAAUAUGAGCUUCAUGUUGAUCCCUAGCUACUUGGUGAUCCUUAGCACUCUCGAUCCCACAGAGCUCGCAAACUAUUUUAAACAAUUCCUCGUGGUGCUCUCCAUGAGCGGCACAAGCAUAUCCUGGCUGCAAAUCGCCGCGAGCAUUUUAUGUACUCGCGAGCAAAUACAAGAAUACGUGCUUGCUAGUUUAUGGGAUGGUGUGGUACAUCAGAGGUCGACCGUAAGAUGCGCAACGGCGACGUUAUUCGGUUCCGCUAUCGCCCACGUCUCGGAUCGACUGGCAAACACUAAAAUCGUGCCGGCCAUCGUAACGCUCGCCAGCGACCCUGAAGUUGACGUACGGUGCGCCGCGAUCUCCUCGUUGGGUCGUAUAAUAACGGAGUGCAGGGUGAGGGAAGCCCGUGAUAAAGCACGUCUGACGUUGGAAACGAUCGCGAAAGAUCCUCAAGGACUCUCGCAAACUCUGGCGACCUCAUUAGUCACCACGUUCGCGUCCGUCGCUCCCACUUGUCCGCAAAAUUACAUAGAAAUCAUAAUAGCCACGCAGUUGUCGACGAUUGCUUCGUUUGCGCUUCAACACAGCCGCAAGAUCGAGCUGGUAAACGCGCUGGUGGAAGCCUAUUCGGUCCUGGUCUACUGUCCCUUAAGUAGCCAAUGCGUUUCUGAAACGGUGCUGCCGGGUCUGAGGCACCUCGAGACGCUGGUGAAUCAGUGUCUGCCUCAGCAAAAGGACGCGGUACGCUCGUUGCUCAGGGAAGCGGAAUCCAAGCAAGACUUGAUGAAGCCGAUGGAGAGGACACUCUCGACGAGUUCCGGGCUCUCCCUAUCUAUGGCGACGGUGAAUGUAGGCCAGGGUGUCGAGGAUAUGAGGCAAAGGAUGAGCAAGAUCUUUCAACAGAAAACCGUAUCGCCUAGCAUGCCGAGUAUUUUCCGCAAGAAAUAAACCUCCGAAUCUCACGUACAAUUGUGAACAAAAAAAAAUCGAGUAUUAAAUUUUUGAUCCGCGAGUGUGUUUCGUCAAACGUUUUUACGUAAUUCGAAAUCACGCAAUUCAAGGUUGUUGUUAGAGAGAUAAUUGUAUAAUAUUGUUUUAAUAAAUAUUAACUUAUUUUUUUA
Molecule: messenger RNA, 3660 nt
Organism: Nylanderia fulva
Lineage: Eukaryota; Metazoa; Arthropoda; Insecta; Hymenoptera; Formicidae
Product: RAB11-binding protein RELCH homolog
Biological process (GO): intracellular cholesterol transport
Cellular component (GO): recycling endosome; trans-Golgi network
Molecular function (GO): protein binding
Source: RefSeq, a predicted model, not a curated record